Neltuma alba is the source of this 1213-nucleotide messenger RNA. RefSeq names its product abscisic acid receptor PYL9. Gene Ontology annotation, molecular function: signaling receptor activity; abscisic acid binding; protein phosphatase inhibitor activity. Gene Ontology annotation, biological process: abscisic acid-activated signaling pathway. Gene Ontology annotation, cellular component: cytoplasm; nucleus. The transcript has 3 exons. The coding region runs from base 175 to 735 and encodes 186 amino acids. The record is from RefSeq and is a predicted model, not a curated record. NCBI's taxonomy places the organism in Eukaryota, Viridiplantae, Streptophyta, Magnoliopsida, Fabales, Fabaceae.
ACAAAAUAAAAAAGCAGGACUUAGCCUCUCACUCUCUCUCCCUUCCAGCACCAUUGCUUUGCUUCUUGCGGCUGCACUUCUCUCUGCAGCCUAAUAUACCAAAGCAUAUCCCGUUCCUCUUCUCUCUCGAAGGAAGACUCUUCCAUAUCUGACACGCUGGUUCAAGAAAUCGAGAUGAACAACGGCGGGGAAUCCUACGGUUUGAUUGAGACGCAGUACAUAAGGAGGCAUCACAGGCACGAGCCGAGGGACAACCAGUGCACUUCAGCUCUAGUUAAGCACAUAAGGGCUCCCGUUCACCUUGUUUGGUCGCUGGUUAGAAGAUUUGAUCAACCGCAGAAGUAUAAACCAUUUGUUAGCAGAUGUAUUAUGCAAGGGGACCUUGAUAUUGGGAGUGUAAGAGAAGUAAAUGUUAAAUCUGGCCUUCCUGCCACAACCAGCACGGAGAUGCUCGAGCAACUUGAUGAUGAGGAACACAUUCUUGGCAUUAGGAUCGUUGGUGGUGACCAUAGGCUGAGGAACUACUCCUCUAUAAUCACAGUACAUCCGGAGGUCAUUGACGGGAUGGCUGGAACGAUGGUGAUCGAAUCAUUUCUGGUGGAUGUGCCUGAUGGGAACACCAGGGAUGAAACUUGCUACUUUGUGGAGGCCCUGAUCAGGUGCAAUUUAAGCUCCUUGGCUGAUGUGUCUGAGAGCAUGGCAGUUCAGCUCGGAUCAACCACUAAUUAUGUUUAGGUGAGAAGGAUGCUGGGAUUUAGACAAUCACACGUUUCAUCCCAUUCUUAUCUCAAGGUCUGAUGUGGGGACUGGUUGGAGCGUUUUUCCUUCCAUGUUCUUUGGAAGUCUUGAAUGGGUUUCUUGUGCAUUAUUCUUCCAUAUCAUGGGUACCACUUUACUCUCCCAUCUCUUCCUCCUUCUUCCAUUACUGUGUAUUCCCCGUUAGAACAGCCGAGUUUCCCUUCUUCAGUCAUCAAAAGAUAUUCAGCUUCAUGAGCACUCAAUGAUGGAAGUGCGGAAGUUCUUUUGUUCCCCCUCCCCCUUUGACCUCCCUACCUAUUUUUCCUGGUAUUUUGUGCUCUGUAUUUUGCUACUAAUGCUAUCUUUAUGUAUGUAUGCGUGUGUAUAUACGUGUGUGUGUAUAUAAUGGAGGAGCCUUUUUAUAUUAUAUAGCAAGUUUUCGGCACAUUCAAGGAGUUAUUGUGCUUGCUCUUCU